This is a messenger RNA of Momordica charantia (bitter melon), 1358 nucleotides long. RefSeq names its product thioredoxin-like 3-2, chloroplastic. The record is from RefSeq and is a predicted model, not a curated record. Gene Ontology annotation, cellular component: chloroplast stroma. NCBI's taxonomy places the organism in Eukaryota, Viridiplantae, Streptophyta, Magnoliopsida, Cucurbitales, Cucurbitaceae.
CCUCCAUCUCUGCCACACCCAUUUACCAACGACAACUACAGCUCUGGUUUCCCGCCGUUGUCGGAUGAGGGGCUCUUCGACGGCGAUGGGGAAACGAAAGUUGCACUGGUCGUCGGUGCAUGGGGUGGCGCCGCCGGAGAUGGAGGCGGUGCCGAAGACCACAGCGUCGGUGGUGGAGUGUGCUUGCACGACCCAGACGGCAGCUUCGUUGGUGCCUUGAGAGGGUCUGGGUGGGGGAGGUUUGCACUUUUGAAAAUCGAGCGUUGAAGUUGAAGCUCUGACCCUACGCCGGUGGAACCCAACCGGAACCCUCCUUAGUCUGCCGCCGGCCCGAUCAAACCUACCGCCGCCACCACACGCGCCUCUGAUCUCUUCUUCAUCUCUUCUCUCUCGCUGUUUCCCGAUUCUUCUCCCUUCCGAAAUGGUGAAAGCUUUGCCCCUUCACCUCGGAACCGCGAAAUCUUUUGCCAAAUUCCACGCCCCCUUUGAUCUUUCCACGCCUCCCCAUCUUCCGGCCGGGAGGCUCGCCGGCUCCGGUUUCAACAGGCUUCCUUUGCCCACAAGGUUUCCUCCGCUUUCCCAGAAAGUUUCUGCCACUGGGGAGAAGACUUCGCUCCUCGGGGCUUGGACCCAGGAGAGUCCCUUGCAGUUUCGAGAUGAAUCCCCUGUGUCCAUCGAGCUCAAGUCCAUUUCUAGCGAACAUGAAUUUGACCAGGCAAUUUUAGAUGCAGCGGAACGCGACGAGCUCGUGAUUCUUGUAUGGAUGGCUGACUGGUGCAGAAAUUAUAUUUAUUUAAAACCCCAAUUGGAAAGAUUGGCUGCAGAUUAUUACCCCAGAUUGCAAUUCUACUGCAUUGAUGUCAAUACGGUGCCACACAAGCUAGUUGUUCGUGCCGGGUUAGCUAAGAUGCCAGCUAUACAGCUAUGGAAGGAUGGUAAGAAGCAAGAUGAGGUGAUUGGUCUCUACAAAGCAUAUUUAGUCGCCAACGAUGUUCAGAAAAUGAUCGAAUGUGAGCUAACAGGCGAGUAACUUUCAACUGGUACCCCCGUUCCACUUAGUGGUAUAAAAAUUAAUUUGACAGCAUCUCAUCGAAAUUCCUUAUUGCUUGUAUUCAUCAACAUAAAGAACAAGACCUGCCUAGACCUCUUACCGAGUCUUUUUCCUUGGAAAGAGAUCGUUUCUUUGUUGUCAUGGGGUGGAUAAUCUAACACGUACGUCCAAUUCUUGUCACAUUCUGAGAAGUCUUGUUUGUAACGUACCAGCGUUUUAUAUACCAUUCCUUUUCAUUAUAUCUGAUAUGCAGAAUCCCCUGUUUUUUGUUGUUACGUUAAUUUAAUUGAUCAAGGAUUCUAUUGAA